AUCUCCCUUUCAUCGUAGAAUUGCAGACGAAGCUUUUCCAAAAUAACUUAUAAAUAAUCAUCAUGACAGAGACUGGAGAAUUACAAAAUGCAUACAUUGGAGCUGACAUAUUUUGUGAGUUUCUGGAGGUGGCAAUACACUGUAUACUUUAUACCAGAGAACUUUACCCUGCUGGAGUGUUUGAAAAGAAAAAGAAAUUCAAUGUUCCUGUCAAAAUCUGUGUCCAUCCAGAUGUUUUGUCAUAUGUUACCAACACUGUUGAUAGCAUUCGUCUGUUGCUAAAAGAAAAUGCUGUUUUUAAGGUGACAGUUGUAGUUGUUACACCUGACCACAAGCCUGCUGAGAGAUUUGUUUUUGAAGUGGCCAAACCAACACAAAAUAUAGGCAAUGAUAAAUACUUGUAUCGUCUAGAAGAAUCACUGAGAGGAUUCCUGUUAAAACUCAGUGUAACAGAGUCUCUGUUAAAACCUUUGCCUGAAGACUGUACGUGGACUGUACAAGUGUAUACUAAAGAGUCAGCUGCUAUAGCCAUUGAACAAAAACAACAUCUUAAGGAUUUUCCAUGGAUUCUGGCAGAUGAAAGGGAGACAACUAUGGAAGAUCCUAAAAUGAUUCCAUUAAAGGCUGUUAAUUCAGAUUACUUCCAGAUGCAGCUAUAUGCAGAAGAAAGUUCAAUAAAAUAAUGCAGAAGUCAUACAGAAGGGUGACAAAAGUACAGCCCAUUCACUGUGUAUGUGAAAACCAGAUACAUACUGUAUAGCUAUGAUACUGGGUGUAAAAACUAUUACUAAUUCAGUGGUUAUGGUAAUUUGGUGAUUAUGAAUGUGUAAAAUUGCAGUGAUACACAAUUUUCUUCUAGCAUUUAUAUGUAUUCCAACUACUAGAAAUGUCAGAAACUUGCACCCAGCAAAUGUGUUUUCGCUGCACCUUAUUAUGUAGAUCAUGGAAAUGUAACAGACAUUUUAUUAUGGAGAAAUUGUCUGUGUGACAAAUUUUUAAUUAAAGACUUCAUUAUCAAUGAAAA
Messenger RNA from Mytilus californianus (California mussel), 1024 nucleotides. RefSeq names its product mitotic spindle assembly checkpoint protein MAD2B-like. The record is from RefSeq and is a predicted model, not a curated record. NCBI's taxonomy places the organism in Eukaryota, Metazoa, Mollusca, Bivalvia, Mytilida, Mytilidae. Gene Ontology annotation, cellular component: zeta DNA polymerase complex. The transcript is spliced from 7 exons. The coding region runs from base 63 to 683 and encodes 206 amino acids.